AAAUGUUUCUGUAAUUUGCUUUCGUUACAUACAUACCCACAUACGCGAAGGCGCAAGUGCGAAAUCUAACGACAACAAUGUUGUCUGCUCGGUAGUAAAAUGACAAUAAGCAUAGAUAACUUGAUACGAGACUCUUUGGUUCGAGAGAGAGCUGUCAAAAUUCGCAUUUUUUAUAACAUUUGCCAAUGAUGCCACUGCUGAAAAAUAUUAACUUGGGUAUUUAAUAAAUUAUACAAAACACUAAAUUAAACACUUUGAAAAUGCAUACAUACAUAUAUAUGUAAAUGCUAAAAUGCAAAAUCAUUAAUUAAUUUACAUAAACAUUUAUUUUGCCAAAAUAUGUUCGCACAGUUUCAUUUCACACUAAUUUCGUCAAGUAAUUAUAGCGCUGCUUUUCUGGCAUCCCGCCUUUUUCACUAACUGCUGGUUGACGGCACCCUGAUUGUGUUUUGUUGCCAGCUCAGAAAACAGAUCAGCUGCAAGCGAGAGAGCAAGAAAAGAGAUUCUAAUCAAGUUAUCUAUGACAAUAAGAGAAUGACGAAUAUUACAAAUUACAAAUGUUUGCUUUGGCAUGUGCACUGGUACAUACAUACAUAUGCAUGCGCUAAGGCGCUAUCUACGAUUUGACAUGCGCUCUCUUCUAUGUUGCACGAAUAUGUAUGUACGAGCUAAGACAUGCGCACUCUACUUUGUUUUAUAUUCACACAUACAUACUUACAAACAUAUGUAUGUAUAUACAUAUGUAUGGGCGAAGACGCAAGUGCAAAAUCUAACAGAAAUAUUGUUGUCGGCGUUAUUUUGAUUAGAAGUGUUAUUGCUUUAGGUAAGCUUUGAGUCAGUUCAGUUUUCUUCCAAAAGUCAAGGCGGCUAUUACCAACGAAUACAUACAUACUACAUCGAAUUUCAGUUCAGAUUCAGAUUAAUUAUUAAAAAUAAAAUGCCAAACCAAAGGCGAAUUAGACGAAAAAGGAGUUUAACAGGUCGAAGAGAAGAGGUGAAUGUUAUAGAUAAAAAGGAAUUUUUAAUUGUUAAUGUAUGUAUGUAUAUGAAUUGACCUGUUUUAUUAGAGCCAUGGUCAUGCAGGAUCUAUGGCAAGUUAUUUCAAAGCUGCCCUAAACUCCGUAGUCUUUCGGAGUAUAGUUCGCUUGGGGGUUUGACUAAUAUAUGUUUACACUGUAAAGCAAAACAUUUCGGAAGUGAAAAGGUAAGAAAUGGCUUUACGACAUGUUGUCAUGGCGGAAAAGUUAAACUUCAAGAAUUACGUGUACCUGAGUUUUUGAAAGCUGUGUAAGAAAAUGAUUUGAGCUCUUGGCGGAGACACUAUUUGGAGAAUAUUCGGCAGCUAAACAGUUCGUUUGCUUUUGCACCAUUCGAAGCGAAAUUUGCGGAGCGUACAGGGCGCGGACCAUAUUGCUUCCGAAUACAUGGAUCAAUAUAUCAUAGGGUAGGUCCAUUGCAUGCAGAUCAUCCUUCGGAAUUCUCCUACGCCCAGCUGUUUAUUGUUGACACGGAUCAAGCAACUGAUAUAAGGGCACAACAUAAUUCAAACUGCGAUAGGUAUUUGCUGAGAGAAAUCCACGAAAUGCUUUCAAAUAUUAACCCCUUGGCAAAUGAGUAUAAGCAUAUGGCGCAGGUUGAACGCGAAGAGGAACAGAGGGCCAGAGAAGAAAAUCGCAAUGCUCGCCGAAUUAGCAUGCUUCUUUUUAACAGCACUGAUCGACGUUAUAUUUUGCCAAACUGCUCAGAAAUUGAGGCCGUUUUCACAACAGAGGAUGGUGAACCACCUGGAAAUCGAAAUUUGCGAAUAUUUUCAUGGAAAUCUAAUAUGCAGAAUUUAUUAUUUGUCUCAACGCUACAUAGGUUGUGUGAUCCAUUAGUAUAUCCGCUUUUGUUUCCUUAUGGCGAGUCAGGAUAUGAUGAAACUCUUCUGCAUGAACAGGGUCAUCGUACGGAAUGUAGAUUUAAAUUAACCCAACUGCAGUUUGUUGCUUACCUUAUGGCGAUAAGAGAAGGUUUCAGCUUGCUUCAUGCGUCAGGUAAACUUUGGCAACAGUAUUUAGUUGACCAAUAUGUCAGAAUUGAAGGAGCACGUCUGGCAUUUCUGCGAACUCAUCAGAAAGAGCUACGUGUUGAAACAUAUGCUGGUUUGCAUGACUACUUAAUGCGUGGUGCAAAUAUGGAAAGUGUUCGUCCUGGUCGUAUAGUUGUACUUCCUUCAAGUUUUGUUGGCUCUCCUCGAAAUAUGAACAUGCAUUACCAGUAUGCUAUGGCUAUGGUUAGAAAAUAUGGAAAACCGUCGCUUUUCAUAACUUUUACAUGCAACCCAAAAUGGCCAGAAGUCAUUCAGAAUAUUGAGAGAUACCAGGGACCGGAAAUGUGUCCAGAACUGAUAGCCCGGGUUUUUAAGCAGAAGCUCAAUGAGCUUAUGAAAUAUAUUUCCCGAGAGGAAUGUGUUUGGAAAGGUGAAAUACUACCUAAAUGUCAUUGAGUUUCAAAAACGGGGUCUACCACAUCCCCACAUCUUAGUAGCACUUCACGAAGAAGAUGUUAUUCGCGACCCUUCUGAAAUUGACCUGGUUGUUUGCGCUGAGAUUCCUAAUAAGGAGGCAGAGCCUGAGUUGUAUGAAAUAGUCUCAAAAUGUAUGAUUCAUGGCCCAUGUGGAUUACUUAAUCCAUCAUCGCCUUGCAUGACUGAUACGGGAAUUUGCUCCAAAAACUAUCCGAAAACUUUUCAUGCUAAUACGCUUUCAAACGUUAACGGCUAUCCUCAAUAUCGCCGCCACAAUGAUGGAAAUAAAAUAGUUGUUCGUGCCAAUAAACAUUUAAUUGAAAUAGACAUCCGAUGGAUAGUCCCAUACAACAAAUAUCUGACCAAAAAAUACAGUGCCCAUAUUAAUGUCGAAAUAUGUUCAUCAAUAAAAAGCGUUAAAUACCUCCACAAAUAUAUUUACAAAGGAUAUGAUUGCGCAACAGUUCAAAUUAUUGAACACCCAAUUGAUCGCGUGGAUAAUCAUGAUGAAAUAUCUACAUUUAUAGACGCUCGAUAUGUUAGUGCGCCUGAAGCCUGUUGGAGGCUUUUGGAAUUUUCAAUGCAAGAAAAGUCGCACAUGGUAAAAGCUCUAGCCGUUCACCUUCCAGACUCACAAAAUAUUUAUUUUCGUGAUGAUAAUGCUGCGAUUUCUGAUACCCUUGCUCGAUGCCGCGAUACCACUUUAACCGCAUAUUUUAAAUUGAAUGCGAUAGAUCCAUUUGCGAAUACUUUGUUGUAUUAUCAAAUUCCUGAGUACUAUACUUGGCAAUAUGCGUCGCGCUCAUGGCAAAGAAGAAAACGACCGAGUAAUGCAAUUGGUAGAAUGUAGACGGUCGAUCCAAAAAAUCGGGAACUCUUUGCUUUACGUUUAUUACUUACUUCGUUAAAAGGACCGAGGUCGUAUUCAGAUAUAUUAACCGUGAACAGGGAACAUCUCUCUUCUUAUUGGGAAUCAGCAGUAAAGAGAAAGUUGCUAGCGGAUGACACAGAGUGGACCGCUGCACUUGAAGAAGCAUCUGUCUUUAAAAUGCCUGUGCAAC
Messenger RNA from Bactrocera neohumeralis, 3570 nucleotides. RefSeq lists its product as uncharacterized. The record is from RefSeq and is a predicted model, not a curated record. The transcript is spliced from 2 exons. NCBI's taxonomy places the organism in Eukaryota, Metazoa, Arthropoda, Insecta, Diptera, Tephritidae. Bases 1583 to 2488 code for a protein of 301 amino acids.